Messenger RNA from Trypanosoma cruzi, 357 nucleotides. RefSeq lists its product as uncharacterized. Bases 1 to 357 code for a protein of 118 amino acids. The transcript has a single exon. The record is from RefSeq and is a predicted model, not a curated record. NCBI's taxonomy places the organism in Eukaryota, Euglenozoa, Kinetoplastea, Trypanosomatida, Trypanosomatidae.
AUGAGGUUUCGCAUGUUCUACGAUUUUCUGCAGCUCCAGCGCUGGGAGCGGGAUGUGUUAUCGAGGGACUCGCGUCGGGAGGGUUUUUUUGUUCGUGCCUUUCGCCGAGUGCCGUGGUCGGGAGUCGCCAUGUUUUUCUUCAUCAUGGUCUUUUUUGGCGUCGACCUUGGCGCCGGCAUCAAACACACCGCCAGCCAGAUACGCGAGAAGAAGGAGGAGGCGAUGCAGUCCGUGGAGCUCCAGAAGGUGCAGGCGCGGCAGUGGUCCGUGGAGCAGGUGAAAAACUUCCGCGAGGGGGAAAUACCGAAGCCCUCGUGGAGUGAAGGGGGCCCACGCAGGGCGUCCUCGUCGGUUUAG